AUAAAUCAUUGUCAACUUUGUAGAAAGUCAACGGCAUGAGUCCAUUCUGAUCUUUUCAUCAAUUUCCAAUCUCACUCUUUCUCAAGCUCACCAAGUCACUUCUAAGAGCAGGGUUUACGGAAUAACAAAAAAAAAUUGACCCUUGUGCUAUACCCUCAGCAUUCCUCUCUACCCCUCCAUGACCCUUACUUAAACGCAGCAUAUCAAAAUCCAUUUCUAAGCCGUACGGUAUGGCCGGAUCUGAAGAUGGCCACCACAUCGAAAUCGUCCCAGAUGACAGUGCAUGGGCUGGAGUAGAGGAUAAUGCUGAAGAUCCUGAAGAGGUUCGAGUUAUAUUCAGCGCCUUGGAUUCAUUCUUCCAAUACGCAAAAGUAUCCCACUUCAACGUCACACACCUUCGUCGUCAAGCCUUCUAUGCUCUUCCUCAAGAACAAUGGAAACUCUUAGCUGCCCCGCCGUUCAACUUCCUAGACACUCUGGAGAAGACUGAUGAUGCAAUUGAUGAGAAUGCUGAGCUGGCUCGAACCAUUGCCCGUAUUGGCCUCCAGUCAUUUCGAAUGAUGACGACAGAUCCUGAAGACCCUGAACCCAAGAUGCCUCAGGAAUGGGCCGGCGUCGCCAAGCACUCUGAUGUUGACAAGGCGAGGAGUACUAUUCGCCAGUUCUAUAGAGACUGGACUGAGGCGGGGGCUGUGGAGAGAGAAGCUAGCUAUGGCCCCAUCAUGAAAGCACUUGCGGCAGAAAAGGAGAGAUAUCCGGAUAGAUCCCCUCUCAGCGUAUUGAUACCAGGCGCAGGUCUAGGAAGAUUGGUAUUCGAUCUGGUCGCGAAUGGAUACACAGCUGAAGGCAACGAGAUCUCCUAUCAUCAACUCCUCGCCUCAUCAUACAUUCUUAACUAUUGUCCUGCGGCCGAACAACAUACUAUUUACCCCUGGGUCCAUAGUUUCUCCAACCACCUCACCCGAGCGAACCACCUUAGAAGCUAUAGCGUCCCGGACAUCCAUCCUGCCUCCGUUCUAGCCGCCGCGCCCAAUCCUGGAGAAAUGUCCAUGUGCGCCGCCGACUUUCUCUGCCUCUAUUCUAAUGAAGACCAUGAAGCACAGUAUGAUGCUGUGGCAAGUGUCUUCUUCCUCGACACAGCACCCAAUCUGAUCCGGUACCUGGAGGUCAUACGGCACUGUCUUCGGCCUGGGGGUGUUCUCAUCAACGUGGGGCCACUACUAUGGCAUUUCGAGAACAAUGCGCCGGGUACUCAUGGACAAGAUGGUGAAGCAGAGCAUGACCCGAAGAGUUCAUCGGGCAUCGCUGAUCCAGGAAGUUUCGAGCUGGCCGACGAUGAAGUCGUUGCACUGUUAGAGAAGAUGGGAUUUGUUGUUGAGUGGCACAAGACUGGUGUUCAUGCACCGUAUAUUCAUGAUCCUGAUAGUCUUUUGCAGUCAACGUAUAGAGCAAGUACUUGGAUGGCUCGAAAGCCAUUAGAGCAGGGGAGUUCAUGAUGAUCAACCAAUAAUAUCGAGGCUGGUGUACAGAUAAAAUAAAUAAAUAGACAUCAAGAGGUAUUUGCCUUCUGCUUAGGUCCCCAUAAAUGAAGGGACAUUCUCU
Molecule: messenger RNA, 1602 nt
Organism: Fusarium verticillioides 7600
Lineage: Eukaryota; Fungi; Ascomycota; Sordariomycetes; Hypocreales; Nectriaceae
Exons: 2
Coding region: 231-1496 (421 amino acids)
Molecular function (GO): S-adenosylmethionine-dependent methyltransferase activity
Source: RefSeq, a predicted model, not a curated record